Scomber japonicus (chub mackerel) is the source of this 1312-nucleotide messenger RNA. It is a transcript of the gene tnfsf12, whose product is annotated as TNF superfamily member 12. Gene Ontology annotation, cellular component: membrane. Gene Ontology annotation, molecular function: receptor ligand activity; tumor necrosis factor receptor binding. Lineage: Eukaryota; Metazoa; Chordata; Actinopteri; Scombriformes; Scombridae. Gene Ontology annotation, biological process: immune response. The record is from RefSeq and is a predicted model, not a curated record. The transcript has 6 exons. The coding region runs from base 571 to 1311 and encodes 246 amino acids.
UGCCAGCUGGUAUCAUAACAUCAGUCCUGGCCGAGGGCGCACGGAAAGUUCAAGCCAAAGUCUCUGUUUGUGUAUGUGUGUGUGUGUGCGUGCGUGUGUGCGUGCGUGUCUGUGUGUGAGAGUGUGUGUAUGUGUGCAGUCUGUCUGUCUAAUAGAGUGACCCCCCAGCAAGCAGUUUAAAGGGAAGACAAGAGAGCUGAGUCAACGAAUCGCAAGAAGAAGGAUGCAACAGUUGAUGUGCUCGAGUUGCAGCGUGCACACUUUUCUUGUAUUUGGAGACACACACGGAGGAUGGUGGCUUUGAUCUGAUCUGUGUGGAGGAAGGAUCUGAUGUUUUUGCUGAUUUAAAACCUGUCAGAUGAACUGAAAAUUAAAACAGCCCGUGUUUAAAAAAAAAAAAAAAAAAAAAAAAAAAAAAAAAGCAGUGGGUGUUUAGUUGUAGGCUGUCUCAUCAAAAUGGACAUUCGGACAGAAAUGCAUUUGGAGGGACUUCAUGCUCUGCUGGAAUGGAGUUGAAGUGUGGAUUUCGGAUGGUCUGCGGCGGUGAGUAGCAGUGCAGUCCGCACCAACAUGCAUCGGAUUCUGCAGAGGAGGCGAGUGCGCAAACUGCGGGUCGUCUGGGCUUCUCUGGCUCUGGUGGCUCUGUCUCUGGCCGCAUGCAGUGCGCUGUUCACGGCGUGGACUUGGCGACAGACGCGAGACCUGUCGCAGUCCUUCAAGAUCCUGCAGGACCGACUGGAGCAGGUCAAUACACAGAGGAAGGCCAUUGUUCAGCUCAUUCUGGAGAAGAGAGAGCUGCUGGUGGGGCAGAGAGUGAAGAGAGAUGGGGGGACGCUGCGAGGGAGGAAUGGAAACGGAAAGAAAGCGGCGUCUCAUUUUGAGAUAACUAAAGUCUCCUCUCAGCAAGUGGGAGACGGUGGUGUGAUAAAGGGCUGGGAAGAGAGGACGUUGAAUAUGAGCAAAGCGGUGAGGUACAACAAGGAGCAAGGUACCUUCACCGUGGAGAAGGCAGGCGUCUACUUCCUGUUCUGCCAGGUAUUGUUCAAUGAGCAGGAAUCUCAGUAUGUGAAGCUGGACGUUGUGACCAGCGGUCAGAGGCCUCAGAAGCUGCAGUGCAUGGAGGGCUAUGGGACGACUCCCUCCGCCGGGCCGCACCCCUUCCACUUCCUGAAGCCCUGCCAAGUGUCGGGCCUCCUGCGACUGGACAAAGGCACAGAGCUGCACGCCAUCACAGGCCCGUCGUUCAAACUCCACACUGUGGGCAAUCCCUCCGCUUCGCCUCACGUCUUCAGCAUCUUUAAAGUCAACUGAA